Molecule: messenger RNA, 693 nt
Organism: Drosophila kikkawai
Lineage: Eukaryota; Metazoa; Arthropoda; Insecta; Diptera; Drosophilidae
Source: RefSeq, a predicted model, not a curated record
AUGAAAUCCUUGGAGGUUAUCCUGAUUAUUAGCCUAGGCAUUUUCUGUCUGAUGCAAGAACUGGAGGCGCACGGAAUGAUGUUGAGUCCUGUGGGACGAUCUUCCCGCUGGCGUUAUGACUCUUCGGCGCCCACAAAUUACGAUGACAACGGAUUGUAUUGCGGUGGCUUCUGGAAACAAACCGAGAACGGUGGACGCUGCGGGCUGUGUGGCGAUGAUUGGAGCUUGGCGCAGCCGCGUCCCAACGAGCUGGGCGGCAAAUAUGGCAGUGGAGUGAUCGUCAAGUCCUUCAACGGCGUCACAGAGGCUGAAAUUACCGUGAAGAUUACUGCCAAUCAUCUGGGCUACUUCCAGUUCCACAUAUGCAAUCUGGAUGAAAACGGCAGUGAGUCAGAGGAGUGCUUUGAGCAGUAUCCCUUGACCUUUGCUGAUGGCAGCAAAAAGUACUACAUCAAUACAACCAUUGGCAACAUUGUGAUGACGGCCCAACUGCCGACCGAUCUCAACUGCGUCCACUGCGUCCUCCGCUGGACAUAUACGGCGGGCAAUAAUUGGGGCGUCUGUGAGGACGGCUCGGGCGCCAUGGGAUGCGGUGCCCAGGAGACCUUUGUGAACUGUGCAGAUAUCAGUGUACUCUCCUCGGCCAGGAGUAUCAUCCAGGAGGUGCCAGUGGAGGUGGUGGGAGCUGCUUGA